UUGCGCUCUAUUCAGUGUCUGUGGAGCCUUUGUAAACUGAAACGCGGUUUCAACCUAGAGGCUACAUCGCAGUGGGGGAAUAAAAUCAUGAAAGCAAUCGUUCAGAGGGUUUCAAAAGCCAGCGUGACAGUUGGAGAGGAAAAAAUAAGUGCCAUAGGGAAAGGCAUUUGUGUACUACUGGGGAUAUCAGUAGAGGACACGCAAAAGGAUGUUGAGUACAUGGUCCGUAAGAUUCUGAACUUGCGGCUGUUUGAGGACGAGAAUGGGAAGCACUGGAGUAAGAGUGUGAUGGAUAAACAAUAUGAGGUGCUGUGUGUCAGCCAAUUCACACUGCAGUGUAUCCUCAAGGGAAACAAGCCCGACUAUCACUCGGCCAUGCCUGCUGAGCAGUCACAGCCUUUCUACAACGACCUCUUGGAACACAUGAGAAAAGCUUACAAGCCGGAAUUAAUCAAAGAUGGAAAGUUUGGAGCCUACAUGCAAGUACAUAUUCAAAAUGAUGGUCCUGUCACUAUAGAAUUGGAGUCUCCAGCUGGUCCCAUCGAUGCAAAGCAGCAGUCAAAGCUGGAGAAGCAGCAACGGAAAGAGAAGAUGAGGGCUAAAGGCCCCUCGGAGUCAGGCAAAGAGAAAGCCGCCUCUCGUCCUAAAGUGGACCCCAGUGCCAGCAGUGGAGCUGAGGGAGACGUGUCUUCAGAAAGGGAACCAUAAACACUGAAGUGGUCCUACUGUUUGGACUUGAUCUCGACAAAAUCCCCAAAAGCUUGAUCUUCAUUGACUUCAAAACAUUUUCUUGGGCACCUUUUACUGAACAGAGUAGCCUGGGGAAUGAGCUGUCUCACACUGACAUUCACAUUAAACCAAAGGAGUCCACUGCCUUGAGUUUCUUUCAGAAGUUCAUGGGAAGGAGUUGAAAAAAAAUGAGGGAACUAAGAAAAACAACCUGGAACAAAUUUGAUCAUGGCAGGACCAGGAAUGAGUCAUUUGUUUUUACUUGAGCUUUUAGAGAUAACCGUGUGCGGGGAAAAUCAUAGUAAAUUUGUAAAAUGUAUGUGUUGAAUCUUAAAAGGUAAAUUCUGUUUUUGAGGAAAGGAAUACUAGAAUUCAUUUUAAACGUUCAGCUGUCUCCUGUGUUCUAGUACUGUCUGCAUGAAUCACAGAAAUAUUGUUGUAUAUUCAGUCUGAAAACAUCUGAAUACAUUUGAAUUGGCUAUAAGAACAGUAUCUGCCUAUCUUUAUUCCUCCAUUGUAUACCAACAUAGCAGGAAAUAAACUGGAUAGAUGGGAAGGGAUAUCUAACUAGACCAAACGUAAAUCAAAUUUAGAUUGAUUUGAAGGGCAUUUGGAGGGGGAAUUUUUUUAAUCCAAUGAAUUCACUUUCUUUUCAUUUUGGUAAUCCAAAUUAAAUUGCUCUGAAGUCUUCAUUAUUAAAACACUUUUGGAAAGUGGUUCAGUGUCAGCUGAGAUUUUGUCCUUAGUAUCCACACUUUGUCACUUUUGUUUUGCUAAAGUAGAGAGCACAAUUUUAAUACAAGGAAGAGGCUCAAAUGAGCUGAUCUGGGAACCGGAGAAAUGCGAGGUUACAGGUUUCUUGAAACCUUAUAAAAACCAACUCAAGCAAUUUUAAUUUCUUAUGUUCCUUUUAAAACUUGAAAAAAGAUGAUACAAUAUCUUUAGUAUUGUGUAUACGAUACAUUUCAUGCCACCCUCCCUUAACCUUUCAGAAUGGAUGAAAAUAGAAAUAAAACUUGUUACUUUAAAUGCAAAAUCAGGGUAAUGUAUAUGAAGAUUGACCAAAGUUAAAUGUGAAAUGAGGCUUAAUACCACUCAUUGGUAUAAGCAUUUUUCACUGUACCAUCUUAGUGAAAGGAAACUUCUGAUGAUAAAUGUCUUUUUGCAUUGCAUGUGCUGUGUCCUUGGUUUAUGUGUAAAUAUUGCACACCAGUUUGCUUUCAUACCUGAUGCCUUAGUGUGUACAUUCAGCUGAAACAUGGAUGGAACUGCACAUUUGAGUAGAUAUAGUAGAAAAUUUGAAGUUGAUGUGUUCUUUAUUUUGUUAUUGAAUAUGUAACAAAGUUGAAUGUUUCCAAGCGUAAAUGUGCUGUUUUUUUGUGUUUGUGGUAUCCCUAGAAUAAAGGCCAAUACAACAUGUUUUAAACCUUUAAUUCAUGUAAUUCAGUAAUGGAGUUUAAUAAAACAUCCCUUUUAUCCAGGUAAGGGUAAACUUGUUUCCAUAGACAGACGGAUUACUGUGACACGUUUUAUUACAAAAGUCCUUUUGUGACUUAUUAACACAUGAAACAAAGUAAUUUCACAAGUCACAAGUGGUCAAAUUUGGUCCUUUAAAAUUGCAGGAUGUUCACAAUUUCACAUCUCUAAGUUUUUUUAUUAAACAAAAGACACUCAAGUUUAAUACCUUUGUUUAAUAUUGAAGUUAAAUGUUAAUAGUAAAAUCCAUUGGGUAUUCUUUCACAGCAAGGAAGUUGACUUGUUUUUGAAAGGAUUUUUUAAAUUUUGUUACAGUAAUAGUUGCAAUGUCCCAUCCAGCAUCCUGACACAAUUUGUGUCUUAAAUACAAAUUCAAUGAUAAAUCAUGGUGAGAUUUCUUCUUUGAUUCUUUCGUUAUUUUUCUUGUACUGAGAAAAAGGUGAUUUUGUAUUUAAUGUCAAAAGUUUUAUGUUGAUGUCUGAUGUCAUUUUUAUUUCUUGAUACUAUGUAAAGAUGUGUUUGUCUAAUUAGACUAUACAGUAUGUAGUAAUUUGAUGUAUAACAGUCAAACUGUCCACUUAAGUGAAGUGUCCUGCCUAGGUUAAUUAAUCAACAAUUGACAUAUCUUACUUGGCAUAGCAAACCCUCUGAUUUAGUAAAAAGAAAAAUAUUAGUUUUUAAGUGCAUUAGCCCUGGGAGUUGUAUCUUUUAUAUUUUCUAUUAUUCCCACUUGUUAGGUAAUGUAAAACUUUCUAAACUUAUAGGAAAUGUGCUUAUGAGCUGACAAUUUUAUGGUGUUUAGCUUUCCUAGAGUAUUUGUGAUUCUCCUCAUUAGGUUUCCGGUGGUAUCGCUCCAAAAUGUUGGAAAUAACAAACCGGCAUUUGGAAGGUAAUAUAGGUUCUUAAAUUGCUAUUUAAGAUGUUAUUUUAUCAUUAACCAUAAAGGUCUGAUUUUUGUUAAAUGAGGCAUUACAGCAGCACAGUGCAUAUGUGUGUUUUUCUCAUUUUGUGUUGUUAAUUGCGAAGUGUCAACAUGCUCUGCUUUGACUGUAAUCCUUGUUUUCUCUUAAACACUAAUUAAAUUAUUUUAUUACACA
Lepisosteus oculatus (spotted gar) is the source of this 3302-nucleotide messenger RNA. It is a transcript of the gene dtd1, whose product is annotated as D-aminoacyl-tRNA deacylase 1. Gene Ontology annotation, molecular function: D-tyrosyl-tRNA(Tyr) deacylase activity. The record is from RefSeq and is a predicted model, not a curated record. Gene Ontology annotation, biological process: tRNA metabolic process. Lineage: Eukaryota; Metazoa; Chordata; Actinopteri; Semionotiformes; Lepisosteidae. Gene Ontology annotation, cellular component: cytoplasm.